Hydra vulgaris (swiftwater hydra) is the source of this 580-nucleotide messenger RNA. RefSeq names its product small ribosomal subunit protein uS13. Gene Ontology annotation, biological process: translation. The record is from RefSeq and is a predicted model, not a curated record. Gene Ontology annotation, molecular function: RNA binding; structural constituent of ribosome. Gene Ontology annotation, cellular component: small ribosomal subunit; cytosol; ribosome. NCBI's taxonomy places the organism in Eukaryota, Metazoa, Cnidaria, Hydrozoa, Anthoathecata, Hydridae.
UACCGGCAAUUGCUAUCGAUUUCGUUAAUUUGUUGUUUGCCGUUACUUUAGCUAAACUUCCUUUUCAACAGGUCUACUGAAGACGAAGUGACUAAAAUGUCGCUCAUUGUACCAGAGAAGUUUCAACAUAUUCUUCGUGUUAUGAACACGAAUAUUGAUGGAAAAACUAAGAUCAUGUAUGCCAUGACAUCCAUCAAAGGUGUUGGUAGACGUUUUUCAAACAUCUGCUUAAAGAAAGCUGAUAUAGACCUUAAAAAACGUGCUGGCGAAUUAACAGAUGAAGAAGUUGAACGUGUAAUAACUAUUAUGCAAAAUCCACGACAAUACAAAAUUCCAGAUUAUUUCUUGAACAGACAAAAAGACAUUAAAGAUGGCAAAUAUACUCAGGUUUUAGCAAAUGCUCUAGAUAAUAAACUUCGUGAAGAUUUAGAACGUUUAAAGAAAAUCAAAGCUCAUCGUGGGUUAAGACAUUACUGGGGUUUACGUGUUCGUGGUCAACAUACGAAGACAACCGGACGCAAAGGAAGAACUGUUGGUGUUUCUAAAAAGAAAGGCCAGCAAUAAAUCUCACUUAAAAUUA